Molecule: messenger RNA, 176 nt
Organism: Perkinsus marinus ATCC 50983
Lineage: Eukaryota; Perkinsozoa; Perkinsida; Perkinsidae
Exons: 2
Source: RefSeq, a predicted model, not a curated record
GCACGGACUCCCCGGUGAUAGUCCUCGGUGGGGAAUGCUCAAGUUGCGGUAGGAAGGUAUGUACUGAUAAUAGAUGCAGUGUAUUCUACAAGAAAAGAUACUGUCGGGAGUGUAUUAUGAAGGAUCCUCGCAACCUAGACCUGCCACCUCCUCUGUUGAAGGCUAUGAGGGGAUGA